UGAAAAAAAUAGAUAUGAACCGCUUGGCAGUCUGUCCAUGACUAUGGAGAAUCAGAUAUUGCUUGAUAUAAGACCAGUAUUAGACAGUGGACUUGUAACUGAAAUAUUUAGUCAGAAUAGUCCUAUUACUCCUGAAAACUUUAGUCUGGAAACUGAAGUCAUUAAUAAUGCCUUUGAAGAAGGAUUGCUCUCUAGUCAAGACAAUCAUUUAUGCACUGUAAAUGUGGGAGAGACUUUGUUAGAUCACUUCCAGUAUCCACUUACCAUUGAAAAUCAAAAUACAAUAGUAAAAGUUGAAGUGCAGCCACAUGGAAGCAACAUCUGUGAUGAUGAAGACCCUGAAAAAUACAAUGAAUUAAAUCUUCCAGAAGAAGCUGAACAUAUGCAUCCACCCUAUGUGCCUUCAAAUGGUCUCCACUUUCUUUCUUCCGUAGCGAUGCAGCAUAAAAAUUGCAGUGUUCCAACUUCCAACAUUUUCUCUCCAGAAGGAACCGUUGAACAAAAUGUCAGAAUGUUACCAGUGUUCAGAUCAUUCAUACCUCCACUUGCAGGUGAGAAUAAAUGUAUUUGUUAUGAUCAAUUUAAAGGAAUCCAAAACAGUACUAUACAGUUACAAAAUUUGAUCAGUUGCUUAAAUGAAUCUUCCAGUGAUAUCUGUGGCUUACCUCAGACUAGUGCUUCUAUCUACAAUGACAUAGUUAUCUGCCAGCUGGAAGGAGGUACUCAAAUACUCUGUAUAAACAGUUGUGGCACACAAGAGCUAAAACCAGUCCAUCUAAUUCCCGAGUAUCAUGACCAACAUAAUUAUCUUCAAUCAGAUGUGGACAACCCUGUAACAUCUGUACCGGGACAGUUUUUGCCUAUUCCAGGUGAACCUGUUCUGAAUGAACAAGAGUUUGAAAAUGGACCCUUACAACCAGUAGCUGGCACUGCCACAUUCCAUCUAGAAUCACAUCUGCAUGGGCCAGUGAAAAUGACCUCAGAGGGCUUACCUUUUGGUUCAGGGGUUACAAAGUCUAAGAAACCAUGUAACUGCACAAAAACUCAGUGUCUUAAAUUAUACUGUGAUUGCUUUGCCAAUGGUGAUUUUUGCAACAAUUGCAACUGCAGUAACUGUUACAACAAUCAACUUCAUGAAAGUGAGCGAUUUCAAGCAAUUAAGGCCUGUCUUGAUAGAAACCCUGAAGCUUUCUUACCAAAGAUUGGGAAAGGGAAACCAGGAGAAAUUAAACCUCACCAUAACAAAGGAUGUAAUUGCAAGCGUUCAGGAUGCCUCAAGAAUUAUUGUCAGUGCUUUGAGGCUAAAAUUAUGUGUUCCUCUAUUUGCAAAUGCAUUGAUUGCAAAAAUUAUGAAGAAAGUGCAGAAGAAAAAAACCAGCUGAAUGUGCUAAACUACAUGGAGAUUGGAAAUAGUGAAGGAAAUAGCCCAUUUUUAACAUCAACAUUCAAAAUGUUACCAAAAUUGAAGACAGACAGGCAACCAGCUUUACGCAUGUCUUUGGAAGAAGUGAAAGCGACGUGUGCUUGCCUCCUGGUGCAAGCUGAAGAGGCAGAAAAAAGAGGUUACUCUCUCCGUCUAGCUGAGCAGAUGAUCAUGGAGGAAUUUGGGAGAUGUUUAUCCCAGAUCCUACAUGCAUAG
Calidris pugnax (ruff) is the source of this 1639-nucleotide messenger RNA. It is a transcript of the gene TESMIN, whose product is annotated as metallothionein-like 5, testis-specific (tesmin). The transcript is spliced from 11 exons. Gene Ontology annotation, cellular component: nucleus. Gene Ontology annotation, biological process: regulation of DNA-templated transcription. The record is from RefSeq and is a predicted model, not a curated record. The coding region runs from base 38 to 1639 and encodes 533 amino acids. Lineage: Eukaryota; Metazoa; Chordata; Aves; Charadriiformes; Scolopacidae.